This is a messenger RNA of Nycticebus coucang (slow loris), 4807 nucleotides long. RefSeq names its product carbohydrate sulfotransferase 3 (gene CHST3). The transcript has 4 exons. The record is from RefSeq and is a predicted model, not a curated record. Gene Ontology annotation, cellular component: Golgi membrane. Bases 774 to 2180 code for a protein of 468 amino acids. Gene Ontology annotation, biological process: carbohydrate metabolic process; N-acetylglucosamine metabolic process. NCBI's taxonomy places the organism in Eukaryota, Metazoa, Chordata, Mammalia, Primates, Lorisidae. Gene Ontology annotation, molecular function: N-acetylglucosamine 6-O-sulfotransferase activity; chondroitin 6-sulfotransferase activity.
GAGGGGUCCUGGAGAGAGCGGCUCCCUGGGGGCGGGUCCCGGUCUCCUACCACCCCCCCUCGGCUCCUCCUCCUCCUCUUCCUCCCCUAGAGGCCCGGCCGGCGCGCAGCCCGAGUAGCGCCAACUUCGCCAACUGUUCGUAAGUUGCCGGGCGCGCAGUGGUGGGAGCUGGGUGGGGUGAGGAAGAGGAGGAGGAGGAAGGCUCCCCGGGCGCCUUGGACGCGGUUCAGGAAUCCGCUGCCGCUGCCGCCACAGUCGCGGGCAGCUCUCAGGCUCGGGCCGGAGCGGGAGGGCGCCAGGCAGGACCGCUCGCUCGCUCGCUCGCUGCGCAGGCGGGACGGCGCCCGCCUGGCGCCGCUUCCAGCCCCGCGUGUCGACCGGCCGGGCCGCGCCUCCCUCCCUCCCUCCCCGCUGCCGCCCCCGGCGAGGGCGCGGAGCCCGGGCCGCGCAGGAGCUGGGGUCGCUUUUGCCGGGAUCUUUGGAGGCAAGGACGAAGUUGCAAGCGGAUGCUGCCCGCGCCCGACCCCAGCCUCGGAGGGGCAGAUCCGCCUGCGCCGGAGGAGGCUCGGCGGCCGAGAGAAGAGGUCUUGCUGUUGCUCAGGAUGGUCUUGAACUCCUGAACUCAAGUGAUCCACCCACCUCUGCCUCCAGAGUGCUACAAUUACAGGGACAAGGGUGUCCCCCACCUGAAGACAAAAAAGACAAGCCGGGUCCCAAGUGAUGUUCCUGAGCUGAGUGUCCACGACCAGCCUGAGGAGUCCCCAUCUUUCCCCAUGGAGAAGGGAUUCUCUUUGCCCCAGGACUGCCGGGACUUGGUGCACAGCCUGAGGAUGCGGGGCAAAUAUGCCCUUUUCUUGGCUUUUGUGGUGAUAGUUUUUGUCUUCAUUGAAAAGGAAAAUAAAAUCAUAUCAAGAGUCUCCGACAAGCUGAAGCAGAUCCCCCAAACCCUGGCAGAUGCCAACAGCACCGAUCCAGCCCUGGUCUUGGCUGAGAACGCGUCCCUCCUGUCCCUGACCGAGCUGGAUUCCGCCUUUUCCCAGCUGCAGAGCCGCCUUCGCAACGUCAGCAUGCAGCUGGGCGUGGAGCCCGCAGCGGAGGCCGAGGCGGAGGAGACGGCGCCCCCACCCGGCCGGCCCCGGCGCCACGUGCUCCUCAUGGCCACCACCCGCACCGGCUCCUCGUUCGUGGGCGAGUUCUUCAACCAGCAGGGCAACAUCUUCUACCUCUUCGAGCCGCUGUGGCACAUCGAGCGCACGGUGGCGUUCGAGUCGGGGGGCGCCAGCGCCGCGGCCUCGGCCCUGGUGUACCGCGACGUGCUCAAGCAGCUCUUCCUGUGCGACCUGUACGUCCUGGAGCAUUUCAUCUCGCCCCUGCCCGAGGACCACCUGACCCAGUUCAUGUUCCGCCGGGGCUCCAGCCGCUCGCUCUGCGAGGACCCCGUCUGCACGCCCUUCGUCAAGAAGGUUUUUGAGAAGUACCACUGCAAGAACCGCCGCUGCGGGCCCCUCAACGUGACGCUGGCUGCCGAGGCUUGCCGCCGCAAGGAGCACAUGGCGCUCAAGGCCGUACGCAUCCGCCAGCUGGAGUUCCUGCAGCCGCUGGCCGAGGACCCCCGGCUGGACCUGCGGGUCAUCCAGCUGGUGCGUGACCCCCGGGCCGUGCUGGCCUCCCGCAUGGUGGCCUUCGCAGGCAAGUACGAGACCUGGAAGAAGUGGCUGGCCGAGGGGGAGGACCAGCUGCGAGAGGACGAGGUGCAGCGGCUGCGGGGCAACUGCGAGAGCAUCCGCCUAUCGGCGGAGCUGGGCCUGCGGCAGCCGCCCUGGCUGCAGGGCCGCUACAUGCUGGUGCGCUACGAGGACGUGGCGCGCAGGCCCCUGCAGAAGGCCCGCGAGAUGUACCGCUUCGCAGGCAUCCCCCUGACCCCACAGGUGGAGGACUGGAUCCAGAAGAACACGCAGGCCACCCGCGACAGCAGCGGCAUCUAUUCCACCCAGAAGAACUCCUCAGAGCAGUUCGAGAAGUGGCGCUUCAGCAUGCCCUUCAAGCUGGCCCAGGUAGUGCAGGCCGCCUGUGGCCCUGCCAUGCACCUCUUCGGCUACAAAUUGGCACGGGAUGCCGCCUCCCUCACCAACCGCUCCGUCAGCCUGCUGGAGGAACGGGGCACCUUCUGGGUCACGUAGGGGCCCUGGGGCCCUGUGUACCCCUCCUGGUAAAAGGCCCGCCCUGCCUUCCUCACACCCAGGCCAGUGGUGAGAUGCAGCCCUCGCCGAGGGCGGCUGGGACGCUGCCCCGUAAGCAGGCAGCCCCUUGCUGUAGCAGUAGGCCCCCAGCCAGCUAGCAUCCCCACCGCAGCCACAGGCCCUGGGGUGUCUCUGAGAACAGGACAGUGCCUGGUCCCUUUUUGGACUGUCACCCAGUCCUGAGGGGCUACAGCUUUCUGAGCAGGCCUAGGCAGGCCCAGGCCUAUCGACGCACCUCUCUCUUUCUCUCUCUCUCACACACAUUAAUACAUGGAGACCCUGUGGGCCAGAGUCCAAAUGUUUAACAACCAGAAGGGGCAAAGUCACCUGCCAGCCACAGCCAGCCCUCCUGCUAUAUCACUGUAGCCCUUUUGUUCUAAAUUUGGGGAAUCCUGUAUGGGUGGGCCCUUGGAGAGAUGCAGGGACAGCCCAAGGUAUCAGGGGUGGAAUAUGAGGCUUAUAAUGUGACAGUGGCUGUUUAUCUACCGGUACAGAACAAUAUUUCCAUAAACAGGAUGGCUGUUCUGGCUACUGAUGAGUAUCAGCUCUGUGUACAGCAACAAAGCACAAACAAAUACAAAGAUAGACAUAAUGUACAAACCACACACACAGAAAAGCAUCUUCAAAACAUAAAACACACAUACAGACAGCCUUCCCUGUUGCUUUUUGCCCACAGUGUUUGUCUGUAUCACACACCUGAUGAGGAGCCUGUAAUUGCAUUUUUAGGACUAUUUGGAGAGGCAGGGAAGAAAACACAGUGGAGGGCAAUGGCACAGUGUCCUGCCCAGGUUUGGAACUAAACAGAUUCGGAAUUGCAGAGUCCAAAGCCUCUGCCCACCUUAGAUUUUCAUGGCUACCUCCUCCGACCCACCCUCCACAUCCUUACACUGGCAGGCAGGAUGUUUUGAAAUGGUGUGGCAAAGGCGCCACCAGCUCUGCUGGCUCACUGUCCGUACUUGAAGGCUGCCUGGGGCCUGGCUGGCAGAAGCAGCUGUGGUCCCUGGAGGCAAAAGGCAGCUCACAGUCCUGCCAUUUCUAGCCAGUCCUCAACUAGAGCAGGGCCAAGAAGAAAGCACAGAGUGCUCCUGGGGGAGAAGUCACACCAGGAUGCACUCCCUCCCCUGAGAAGGCUGCCUUCUCCCUCCUGGGCAGAGGUCAGCCAGCUGGUCACCAUGGUUACAACUAGUGUCUGGAAUUCCGCCUUUAGGGCUCUGGGAAGAGUAUUGCUCAACGCAGGAUGGGCUGGGUGUUUUAUUUGGGGAUUUUAGGUUAUUUAUGGCUUAGUGUCUUUCUUGUUUUGUGGCUGUGUUUUUGGUUUUAUUUCUGCAGGACUGUGGGCUGAGGGAGGCUGGGGAAACCAGCAGGGAGCAAUUGGCUCCUGGCAGAGAGAAAGGACAGGAAAAGGAGACUUCUCCCAGAGAGAUCAGGACUAGGUGACCGUGUGGUAGCCCACAGUGCCCCAUGGGCUUUUUGCUUUGAACCCCAUGUGCUAUCAAUCUUAGAAACCACCAGUGUUCUUGCCCCGUGUCCAGAAGCAACAUAAAUAGCAGCCCUUACCCUGUCUCUGAGAAGAGGCUAGAUUUGAAAAUCCUUCCUGGGCCCUAACACCUUUCCUGGGGGGCCAGGGGCCUGAUGACCAAGCAGUGAGUAUCUCCAAAGUGGAAGCCCUUCCCCAUGACUAUCCCAAACCCAGAAGCAGAACUCCAUACCACCUCAGAGCUGGCAGGAGCAUCACCAAGAACCACCCAGCUCUUUCUGAUUUCCUGGACAAUGUCUAUGUCAGAUACAACCCAUUGUCAAACCCAGAGGGCUGAGUUUUGGUUGGAGUAAAUGGACAACCAGGGAAGUACAACUCUGGCUGGAGUUGCUGUGAAGAAUAUGCCCUGGCAGGAAGCCACUGUUUGGAAAGGUGAGAACAGUAGCCAUCUUGUGGGAUUUGGUAUAAUCAGUGUAUUUGAGCUAUUGGGUCUCUUAUCAACAUGGAUUUCAGUCAUUCAAGGAGGUUUCCGCUCUUGGUUUUACAGUCCAGCAACAGAGUACAAACAAAUAUAGUUCUGAAGACUUGACAUUGGGGCAGAGUGGGGCCACUAUAUUUCUGGCAGGCCCAGAAGUAUGGCUAUUCUUCCCCACCCUGCACCCUGCUCCCCCAGUUCCCUGCUGGGGUUGGAGCCCUGCCACCUCCAUCCAGGGCUCUCCCUUGGGACCUCCUGAUGUGGACAGACAACUUGAUCUUCCCUGGCUGUGCCUUUGGGGCCAAGGCCAUGUCUCCACUCUCUGAGGAUCUUAUCGAGAAUGGACCUUUGAGACUUCUCAGGACAUUGGCAAUGUGUACAUUGCAAGUUGACUUUAUUUAUUUAUUUUGUGAAAAGAGACAUAAAAUACCUUAUUAUUUGCAGGGACUCAAAGCUGUACCCAAAUCAAGAAAGACAAAAGGAUAAAAACCAUUCACACACUCCAUACACACAAAGACACCCAAAGACAAUUUGGAAUACAAAAGGGGAGUAAACCAACAUCACGAUGGUCCCAGGAUAGAGGAGAAUCCUUGAUUGUAUCUCUUAAUGAUUUGA